GCAGAAGAAGAGCCGGAGUCACCUAUCGUGUUAAACACGUUUGCAGUAUUGCAGAGACCACCCGUCUCUAACUCUAGCGCGCGCAGUACAGCGCGUGAUGCUGUACCUCCCAACCCGGCAAGCGAAUCCGAGACUGAACCGGAGAGCGAGCUAGAACCUGAGAAGCCCACCAUGAAAGCUUCACCGUCCCUGAAGCGCAAACAGUCGCCAUCCGGUACGAUCGCAUCGUCCAUGAAGAAACGCAGAGUAGAAUCCGACGAUGACUCCGUUACUGAGCCAGAAACGGAGGCGGAAGAGAUACCGGCCCCUCCGCCAAACCAGAAUGCUGCACGGCGAGUUACGCCUAAGGCGAAUGUGGACUCAGGUUCAGAAACUGAAUCAGAUGCCGAGGGCGAAGAGGAGUCGGACCAGAUUCUGCAGCCACGUCCCGCUUUUGUGCUCGCACCUGGCCACAAGAGUGGCAAACCCCUCGUCCUGGAUCCAGGUCAAGUAGUCCCCUGGAAGAUUAACACCUUCCUGAGAGAUUACCAACGCGAGGGCGUAGAAUUCUUCUAUCAGCGAUACAAGGAAGGCAGGGGCGGGGUGCUUGGUGAUGAUAUGGGUUUGGUAAGACCAUCCAGGUCAUCUCCUUCCUCUCGGCGAUCAUGAAGAAGAAUGGCGACAAGCGGGACAUCGAUCGUAGGCGCAAACACGUCUCGCAUUUGCAGGACAUCAGUCCGGAAUGGAAGUCUCGACGCGUCCUUCCGCCGGCCAACGCCACAUGGCCGACUUGUCUCAUUGUCGCACCGAGCUCGGUAGUCGGGAACUGGGAAAGGGAGUUCGAGACGUGGGGCUACUUCGAGGUUGGGAUGUAUACCGGCACCAAAAAUGAGCGUAGCGAAGUGCUUCAUGACUUCAAGAUGGGUAGGCUCGACGUCCGUGAGUUG
Messenger RNA from Fomitopsis serialis, 926 nucleotides. RefSeq lists its product as uncharacterized. The transcript is spliced from 6 exons. The record is from RefSeq and is a predicted model, not a curated record. Lineage: Eukaryota; Fungi; Basidiomycota; Agaricomycetes; Polyporales; Fomitopsidaceae. Bases 172 to 648 code for a protein of 158 amino acids.